This is a messenger RNA of Ambispora gerdemannii, 972 nucleotides long. The record is from the annotation of a GenBank genome assembly. NCBI's taxonomy places the organism in Eukaryota, Fungi, Glomeromycota, Glomeromycetes, Archaeosporales, Ambisporaceae.
AUGACAGAAAAGGAAAUUAUCGAAAAGGAAAUCAAGGUCUGCACUGACCAGGAUGUGCUCAAGAAUGCCAGAAUGGAAGAAGGUUAUCUUGUUAGAAGUUGGAAGGUGUCCCUGUUUGCAGUUGACGACCUGGGACAAAAGUCCCAGAUAAAUUUCGUUGAAAAAGUCGAGUAUCAUUUACAUCAUACUUUUGCGAAUCCUAUUCGGAUCUUCAAAAAACCACCGUUCACACUUUCAGAAAAGGGAUGGGGUGAGUUUGAUAUGCAAAUUGUUUUGCAUUUCACCGAUAAAAGUGUUCCACCAAAGACCUUAGAACACGAUCUCAAUUUCAAACACAAUCAUUAUGAGGUGCCGCACAUGCUGAAUUUAUUAUUUCCCGAGUCACAACAACUCGAAUUAUCAAAGACAAAAAAUGGACGCACCAAAAGAACUAGAACUGCACUUACGACGUCAAAAAAACGCAGCAAAUCCGAAAAUUAUGGUCAAUCGGAAGAAAAUAACAAUAAUGGUCAGAAAAAUCAUCAAGAAUCCAUAAAAUCUCGAGAUAUUUAUUCUCCCCUGACAGAAAAUCCCGUGUCACCCGAGUCACCGGAUCGUACGGCAUCUUCAUCUAUUUCUUCGCCAAAGUCUUGGCCUGAGUCAUCUCAAAAAUCAUCACCGAAAUCAUCAGCCAAAUCGUCACCGGAAUCAUCACGUGCUAUUACAUUUAAUAACGACAAAGAGAUUUACUUUAAAGUGAAUUAUGAAAAGUUAGCUGAAAAUUUAUACGCAUUAGAAGGUGAUGAUAUUCUUAGGGUGAUUGAGAUCGUGAAAUCACAGAAGACGAGCGAUAUGUAUAUUAAUGACGAGAUUGAAGGUGAAUUUCAUCUUGAUCUUUAUACGCUCGGAGAUGAUUUGUUAAAGACUCUAUGGGAAUUCACUAAAACUGUCCUCAAGAGUUAUGCACAAUCCUCGAAUCGGACGCCACUAUAA